Molecule: messenger RNA, 585 nt
Organism: Impatiens glandulifera
Lineage: Eukaryota; Viridiplantae; Streptophyta; Magnoliopsida; Ericales; Balsaminaceae
Exons: 2
Coding region: 1-585 (194 amino acids)
Source: RefSeq, a predicted model, not a curated record
AUGGCCACUGAUAUUAGCUAUAUGAAUCGGAUCAUAGAUCAAUAUAAGAAGGAAUCCGCUGAUACCACCACCAAGUUCACCACGGCGCCGCCCAUGAUCACUAGAGACUUCCUCGGCGGCGGUGGUGCCGCCGCCGAAAGAAUAUCGUUAGACGAGGAUAAUAAACAUAUUUCCACCGAGUUGGAGAAAGACAAUAUAGAAAUAUGUAAAUUUCCGGGCACUCUAUCAUUAUCAAUGGAUAGUAACUACCAGAAAUGCAACCAAAUAGCUCCAAAGAAGCAACUCAUUAACGACUUAGGGAUUGUUUCGACGACUUCAGUUUACCAAAGUGUGUGCACUCUUGACAACGUGAAGUUGGCACUAGACAGAGUCGAGAAAGAAACGAGCAAGAAGCGUUUGAUUACAGGACAUCAGAAAUCAUCUCACGUUGAUUCAAGUUUAUCAUCAUUUGCAACCGGUUGUCCAAAUUGCAACUUCUAUGUUAUGAUAUCCAAGAACAAUCCAAAGUGUCCGCGAUGCAAUGCUCUUGUUCGAUGUCCGAUCGCGAUGAAAAAACCCCGUUUUGAUCUUAAUUUGUCUAUAUAA